GCAAAGACAAGUGGAAUUGACAGUUCAGCUGUAGCUGCAGUAACAGGAAAGAUGCAGAGAUACGUGAUGAGUAAAAUGAAGCAACAAAAGGAGAAGGAACUGUUUAAUUGCCAGAGAUGUAGUAGAAGACACCCCCCAAAGCAGUGUCCAGCUUAUGGCAAAGUCUGUGCUAAAUGUAAAGGGCAGAAUCAUUGUGCCAAACAGUGCUUUUCCAAAGCCAACCAGGGUCAAAAGGAGCGUGUCCAUGCAGUGGAGGAAACAGAUCUCAGUGACAAAUUUUUUAUUGGCCUGGUGGAGCAGGCUGAUUCCAGUCAGGAAAUAACAGAACAGACUGAUGUAAAUACUGUUGCGCAGGACAAGUGGAUGACAGCUCUGGAAAUUAAUGGAGUUAUCGUGUCACUCAAGCUAGAUACAGGAGCAAAAGUCAAUCUGAUUUCAGAGCCUGAUGUCAGAGCAAUGAAAAUUAAGCCACGAAUAAGCCCGAAAACAGUGCGACUCAAAGUCUAUAAUGGACAGCACAUCCCAACAAAAGGAACAUGCAGACUACAGGUAAAAAUGAGAAACAAAAUACAUCACCUCAAGUUUGUGGUUGUUCCAGGUGGACAUGAUUCUGUGUUGGGAGACAAAGCAUGUGAAGACCUAGGUCUGGUGAAAAGAGUAUAUGUCAUAAAUAGUGGAGAGACAAAGGACACUGUGAAAAAUAUAGUGGCACAGUUUCCAGACAUCUUUGAAGGAUUUGGAGUAUUACCCUUCACCUACAAAAUACAGCUGAAAAAAGAUCAGUCAGUAUUCCAUGCCCCAAGAAGAGUUCCUGCACCUCUUUGUGAGAAACUGAGACAAGAAUUGGAGACAGUGACUUCGAUGGGAGUCAUCGAAAAAGUGGAAGAGCCUACUAACGUUUCUAGGAGACAAGCUGCAGAAGGAGAAAAAUGGCGGCCGGUUGCAUAUGCCUCAAGAACGAUGACUCCCACGGAGUGUCGGUACGCUCAGAUAGAAAAAGAAUGCUUGGGCUUGGUGUAUGGAGUGGAACGAUUUCAUAGCUAUGUGUAUGGGUUACCGACAUUUGUGGCAGAGACUGAUCACAAACCAUUAAUAGCUAUCAUCAAAAAGAACCUCAAUCAGAUGUCUCCAAGAAUUCAGCGUUUGAUGAUGCGACUGCAGAGAGGAGAAUGUGCCCAGUACUACAAUAUCAGAACAGAGCUGAGUGGUCAAAGGACUUCAGCUGAGACAGAACAGGAUCGUUAUCCCACAGUCACUGCGUCAAGAGAUGUUGAAAAGGCUACAUGA
Paramormyrops kingsleyae is the source of this 1287-nucleotide messenger RNA. NCBI's taxonomy places the organism in Eukaryota, Metazoa, Chordata, Actinopteri, Osteoglossiformes, Mormyridae. The record is from RefSeq and is a predicted model, not a curated record.